UUUCACAAUUUCAAAUUCCAGGAAUCGUUUUUGUGCCAAGCAGGAACUUCCACAGCAGAACCUUUCUGCAGAUAUAAAAAACCCCAGUGGGAAAGCGCACAGCACAAUUAGGAGGACAGAUUAUAACCAGCACUGCAGAAUACUACUAACAAAAUGGGGUUUCCUUUGACUGUGGUCCUUCUGGUUGCAUUGGCCUCUCUGGCAGAUGUGGCUCGUACCGAAGAAAAGAAAAGCACUGAGUCAGCAUCACCACGUUCCAGGCGGAUGAUCGGGGGGUUGCUGGCUCCUCACGUCCCCUGGCAGGUCAUGGUCUACAUCGCGGAGAGCAUCGUGGAUGGAGGCUAUGCAGGCGGAGCUCUCAUCUCUGACCGCUGGGUGCUGACGGCCGGAAGAAACCUUUUUGCCAGGAAGAGUCGACAGGACACUCAGGGAAAAGUUCCCGUCGUCCCUAAAGUGUACCUAGGAAUCUCAGAGAAGGCAGAAGCAAAUGCCUCCAAAGAGGUCGCUGUAGAGAAGGUAGUUCUCCAUCCACGGUUUCAGAACCAGUCUGACUGGGACAAUGACUUGGCUCUGAUCCAGCUGAAGGAGUCUGUGGUUAUGAGUGAUAAAAUUACCCCCAUUCCCUUGCCAGAGAGAGGCCAGGACCUGACUAACACCAGGGGAGGGUCAGGGGUUAUUGCUGGCUGGGGGUGGGGGCCCCUCCUCACUUAUGCUGCAUCCCUCAAAUACCUUGUGCUGCCUCUGGCCAACCACUCUGACUGUAAGGCAGAAUAUGAACGUUCUCAUCUCACGCCGGCUGUAGAUGACAACAUGUUCUGCACUGGACCCACCACGUUUCAGGAGAAUGUUUGCACUGGUGAUGCAGGAGGCGCUCUGGCUGUCACAGAUGCUGAAACUGGGGACAUUUACGCUGCAGGGAUCCUAUCUUAUGACAAAUCCUGCACUAGUCACAAGUAUGGAGUAUAUAUGAAGAUUUCCUCAUAUUUGCCCUGGAUCCACAGUGUCAUCAGGGGAGAUACGGAGAAAUCGUCUGCUCUGCGCUCUGAUACAAUGCUUAAGAUGUACUCGUGGUCGCAGACUGGGAAAAAAACAUGUGAAUGGAUGUAACUGUAGCAUAAUUAAGUCUGCAGUACUAACACUAACAAAUGUUGUAUCCUCACAUCAAUAAAUCUAGUUUUGAAUGAA
Molecule: messenger RNA, 1185 nt
Organism: Acanthochromis polyacanthus (spiny chromis)
Lineage: Eukaryota; Metazoa; Chordata; Actinopteri; Pomacentridae
Gene: hp
Product: haptoglobin
Exons: 4
Coding region: 154-1107 (317 amino acids)
Biological process (GO): proteolysis
Molecular function (GO): serine-type endopeptidase activity
Source: RefSeq, a predicted model, not a curated record